CUGGGCACCAACGAAGCGGGACCGGAAGCGCAGGCGGUCCCUGGAGCGGGAACCGCACGCUACACAAGAUGAUCUCCCUCUCGAUGUUUCCGCCGCCAGUGUGUGGAACGACUCUCUACGAGCUGAAUAAUGAACUGGUCGCUGGAACACAGAGCGAUGAAGAUGUCCACAGCUUACACAUGCAGAUUCUGGGCUUCCCGCCGAUCGUGGUGAACAAGGAGAGUCUGAAAACGCACGGACGUUCGGAGCCGUGCAGCAGAGCGGCGUUCCUGACUCACAGUGAGCCCGUGUGGAAACGUGGAGCUAAUGCCUGGCACGACUCUGGCAUCUAUGGAUUACUGCAGGAGAUCAACAAAUCUGCAGAUGAAGGUUAACCCAUCUCCUCUCCCCCUCCCGCUCCCUCUCCCUCUCCUUCCCCUCUCCCCCUCCUUCCUCU
Amblyraja radiata (thorny skate) is the source of this 436-nucleotide messenger RNA. RefSeq names its product achalasia, adrenocortical insufficiency, alacrimia (gene aaas). The record is from RefSeq and is a predicted model, not a curated record. The transcript is spliced from 4 exons. Lineage: Eukaryota; Metazoa; Chordata; Chondrichthyes; Rajiformes; Rajidae. The coding region runs from base 69 to 374 and encodes 101 amino acids.